This is a messenger RNA of Annulohypoxylon maeteangense, 1950 nucleotides long. Its product is annotated as GMC oxidoreductase. Lineage: Eukaryota; Fungi; Ascomycota; Sordariomycetes; Xylariales; Hypoxylaceae. The coding region runs from base 24 to 1883 and encodes 619 amino acids. The record is from RefSeq and is a predicted model, not a curated record. Gene Ontology annotation, molecular function: flavin adenine dinucleotide binding; oxidoreductase activity, acting on CH-OH group of donors. The transcript has 2 exons.
UUAACAGGUGUGCAUUAGUCACAAUGUUUCGAUCGAUCGUACUAGUGUUGCUAACCCUAGCGUGGCCGGAUCAUGCAGUGGCUCAAUCAUCGGAGUACGAAUAUGUCGUAGUCGGUUCUGGACCGGGUGGUGGACCGCUGGCAGUCGAACUAGCGAAAUCCGGGCACUCGGUUCUCCUUUUGGAAGCUGGAUCCGAUCUGUCUGACGACCCUAUGUACCAAAACACCGGCAGAGCUCCCGAAGCGGCGAAUGACGCAAGAACGAGAUGGGAUUUCUUCGUGAAGCAUUCAGAUGACCCAGAGAGAGAGUUGAAGUACGAACACAUGACUUGGCGUACCACUAAUGGAUCAUUUUACGUCGGUCUCGACCCCCCUGAGGGCGCAGAACAGCUUGGAAUCUAUUAUCCCCGCGCUGCAACUCUCGGCGGAUGCGCGAUGCACAAUGCAGCCGUCCUACAUCUACCUAGCGACCAAAACUGGGACUAUAUUGCGAACAUCACCGGUGAUGACUCGUGGAGAGCAUCUGAGAUGAGAAAGAUCUUUGAAGAGAUCGAGAAUUGCCAUUACCUGGAGAAUGGAACUGCCGGCCAUGGUUUCUCGGGGUGGUUAGACAGUAACCAGGGCACAGACUUCUGGCUGAGUAAUGCUACCGACGGAACUGCACUUCUGAAAGCUGUAGCGGAAGCAUCCGGCUCAGUAGGGAAUAGUACUGGCUCGGCAAUAUCUGAUGACGAACUGAGGACGCUUUUGAAUAGAGACAUCAAUGCACUAGAUCCAAACCGUGACCAACUUACUGGGAUAUUCGGCAUGGCGACACAUACGGACGCCGCCGGACUGCGUUUUAGCCCCGCGAACUAUAUCAAGAGGGCACUAAAAGAGAACCCAGAGCUUCCAUUGACCGUCGAGCUCAACUCCUUUCUCACGGGGAUCACGUGGGACCAGCUACGGGACUUUGAGCCUCCCGCCGUGAUGUCGAUAGACUACGUCGUUGGACCUAGCGCGUACAAAGCCGAUCCGCGAUACGAUCCGAAUCGGAACACCACUACUGGUUUCUCUUGGGUUGGCAAGGAGCUUAUCAUCGCCGGCGGUACUUUCAACUCCCCUCAGAUUUUGAAGCUUAGCGGUGUUGGCCCAGCAGACGAGCUUGAGAAGCACAAUAUUACUGUUGUAGCAGAUCUUCCGGGAGUUGGCGCAAACCUUGGAGAUAACUACGAGGGUGGCGUUUUAUCUCUCGCUGCUAAACCAUUCCAAGGUCUAAGCGGUCCCUACGUUGUCCAGUUGAAGACAUCAGCUUCGGAUGGUGAUCGAGACAUAUACGCAUGGCAGUUAAAUGCUGGGUUUGAAGGCUUUUGGCCUGGAUGGCCCGAUAAUUUCGGUCCAAACGUCUUAACAAUCCCAUUCGUGCAUAUGGACCCGCGCUCAAGUGGUAAAGGAUCAGUCGAGUUACGCUCUGCCGAUCCCUUCGAACAACCCGAGAUAAACUUCCGCUUCUUCGAGGGAGACAGCGAAAAGGACCUGCAGGCCAUGCUCGAAGCUGUCAAGUUCGGUCAUAGAUUGAAGAGCCUUCUCCCGGAAGAUUCGGGUCUAAGUCCCUUCGACGAGAAGCAUCCAUGCAAAGGUGAUGACUCUGCUGACUGUACCGAUGACGCUAUUAAGGAAUAUCUGAAGCUGCAGGCAUACUCGCAUCAUGCAAGCGGUACCUGUGCGAUUGGUAACAUCUCCGAUCCGAUGUCUGUCCUGGACUCGAAAUUUAGAGUCAAGGGAGUCAAAGGCCUUCGCGUCGUGGACGCGUCAGUCUUCCCCAAACCACCCGGCGCAUUCCCGGUUCUCCCAACAUUCAUGAUAUCAAUGAAAGCGGCGAAGGACAUCUUAGGAGAUGCUUAAAGGGUAACUUUCUUUAUGAAUUGUGAAGAUAUAGCUCUCCUCAUGCAUCCACCUUAUGAAUACUCCA